AUGGCGAUGGCAGCGCGGCGCCUCGUCCCCUUCCACCUCCGCCCGGCCGCCGCGCAGCCCCUCGCCGGCGUCGCGGCCGCUCCGCACCGCCGCAAGCACGACGCCGUCUCGUGCAAAUCCGCCGGCAAGACCAAGCCGAGGACCAAGGCCAAGGACACCAGCAUGUGGCGGCCGCAGCGGCGCGAGCUGGAGGAGCACCUCAAGCGGCGCACCCGCUCGGAGGGCGCCUUCGACCCCGACCUCUACCGGCGCCAUUCCCACUCGCAGCACGUCCCCGUCCUGCUCGGCGAGGUCCUCGCCGCGUUCCGCCGCCCGCUGCCGCUCCGCUCCUUCGUCGACUGCACCCUCGGCGCCGCCGGCCACUCCCUCGCCAUGAUGGAGGCGCACCCGGAGAUGGAGCUGCACGUCGGCAUGGACGUUGACCCCUCUGCGCUGGAGAUUGGUCAGCGCCACAUUGAGGCUUUCCUUGCCAGUAGGACAAGGGAUGAAGGAGGAGAGGAUGCUUCGCAAGAGAAGCUGCGCGCCUACACUCACAUCAAGAAUUUCAAGUACAUAAAGAAUGUUCUUGGUGGUGUCCACGAGAGCUUUGCGGAUGGCUCUUGUGGAGUUGAUGGCAUCCUUAUAGACCUUGGCAUGUCAUCCAUGCAGGUUAACAGGUCAGAUAGGGGAUUUAGUGUCAUGCAUGAUGGUCCACUCGAUAUGCGUAUGGACCCUAAGGCAACUUUAACAGCAGAAGAUAUCUUAAAUUCCUGGCCUGAGCUUGAAGUUGGGCGUAUCCUCCGUGAUUAUGGGGAGGAAAGCAAUUGGCAAUCCCUUCAGAGGAGAAUUGUUAAAGAACGGAAAACAGGGGGUUUGCAUUCUACUGGGGAGCUUGUCAAACUUAUCCAAAGAACAUGUACCAUUUCAGGAGGACGGCAAGGCUGGAUUAAGACAGCAACAAGGGUGUUUCAGGCCCUUAGGAUUGCAGUUAAUGAUGAACUCCAAAUUCUAGAAGACACAAUUCAUUCUUGUUUUGACUGCCUAGCAACAGAUGGCCGUCUUGCUGUGAUCUCGUUCCACAGUUUAGAGGAUAGAAUUGUGAAGCAGACAUUCCUGGAACUUAUUCAUGGAGGCGAAGCCGAUGAGGACGUUGAAGACUUGGCGUAUGCUGAUAUUGACGAUGAAGAUGAACCAUGGUUUAAGCAGAGAGUACAAGGUACUAAUGGCACUGUGCUGACAAAAAGACCGAUAACCCCUUCACAAGAGGAAGAGAAACUAAAUCAGAGGUGUAGAAGUGCAAAGCUCAGAGUUAUCCAGAAGGCCUAAAGAAUAUCUCUGGAUAAAAGGCCUGAAUGAUCACUGAUGACAUUGGCGCAAAGAUCCGACGAGAGUGCCAAACAUGUGAACGGCACCUCCUCAUCUGUACUCCGUGAUGCAUAGACACAAGUUUUACCAGAAAAUUGCGGAUGAGUCGGAAGUCUUUGUUUUGUUUUCCUGGUUGAUCAGGGACUUGGGAAGUAGAGGUUUAGGUCAGUAGAUUAAAAGAACCGUAUUUGUACCAUUUUUUGACCUCACUCAUGUAUAUUGUACUCUGUAAGUCACAUUCUCUUGCAAGAUACAAUCAGAUCUCUAGAGCAAAAGUUUGGACUUGGUACCGGGAGGUGGUUCAAGUAAUAUAUAUGUCAUAAGUUACACUUUU
Molecule: messenger RNA, 1678 nt
Organism: Lolium rigidum
Lineage: Eukaryota; Viridiplantae; Streptophyta; Magnoliopsida; Poales; Poaceae
Product: ribosomal RNA small subunit methyltransferase H
Exons: 5
Coding region: 1-1305 (434 amino acids)
Biological process (GO): rRNA base methylation
Molecular function (GO): rRNA (cytosine-N4-)-methyltransferase activity
Source: RefSeq, a predicted model, not a curated record